Rhodamnia argentea is the source of this 2924-nucleotide messenger RNA. RefSeq names its product scarecrow-like protein 34. The record is from RefSeq and is a predicted model, not a curated record. Lineage: Eukaryota; Viridiplantae; Streptophyta; Magnoliopsida; Myrtales; Myrtaceae. Gene Ontology annotation, molecular function: DNA-binding transcription factor activity; sequence-specific DNA binding. Bases 1 to 2499 code for a protein of 832 amino acids. The transcript is spliced from 3 exons. Gene Ontology annotation, biological process: regulation of DNA-templated transcription. Gene Ontology annotation, cellular component: nucleus.
AUGGCUUGUCAAGGCCUCUCACCUGUGUUGGCAAGGGUCAUUGGCCACUGGUCGAGGAUCGGCGACCCCCCGCAGGAUCCUGAGACGGUGAUCAUAAUGGAGUCCAACUUCCCUGAAUUCUCUUCCCCUGUUCGCGGUUUCGAGGACGAUAGCCUCACUCAUCCAGCCAUUUCAUAUCAUUCCCGGAAUAUCUGUAAUGCAGUCAAAGUCAUUGAACCUCCUGUUAUUUCCGACUCUGCAGAAAUGACCUCUCUCCUGCACCAACCCGAACCCAUAUCUUGUGCACCAUCUGUUCCCAUUAACCUUGAUGGAGACCUGAAUCUUCCAUCGGCAGAUACAAGACCCGCUGUGGGGAUGCUUCGCCAUUCGACUAGCUCCGGUGAAAGCCCAAAUAAAGAGGGGGAGUCUCUUUCCCUCUCAGAUCACAGCAACUCAAAGGAUCCUGUUCUGAAAUACAUAAAUCAGAUGCUUAUGGAAGAGAACAUGGAGGAGCAACCCUGGGUCGUUCCCAACAUCAUGGCUCUACGACACACAGAGAAGUCCUUGUAUGAUGCACUUGGCAAGAAAUACCCAGAUUCCCCCAAGCAAACCGAGCGGGUUGAUACCAAUCAGGUCAUCAACAGCUCAAGUUGGAGUUAUGGUGGAAGCAGCGGCGAUCAUGGCAGUAAUGGCACUAUCAGCACCGGCUCCAACUCUUGCCCUUCUCUGGAUCCAAAUUCACAUGAUGGUCCAGAAGGAAAUGAUAACGCUUCCAUUCAUGCCAAAAGUCUGGGUGACAUGGUCUUGUAUUCGAACGUGGAUCGCACAUUUCAGUCCUCCAUCAAUUCUGUAAACAGAUUGCCUAAGUACGGUUAUAAGUUUAGUUACUCUGUUCCGAGUGAGCUACUAAUUAGGCAAUUGUUCAACAACAAUGAGUCUAUCCUGCAAUAUAAUAAAGGGUUAGAGGAGGCCAAGAAGUUCAUCCCUAGUAGCAUUCACAUGUCUAUCAAUCAGGAGAAAGAUGGAUUGGCUGCAACCAUCAGGAAGAGAGCAGAAACCAGCAUCGAUGGUUGUAAUCAGUCAGAGAAUGGGUCAAGGGGGAGAAAGAAUCAUGAAAGGCAUUAUGCCAGGAUCGAAGAAGGGCGGGCCAACAAGCAAUUGGCUUUGUACAACGAAGACUCUGAGCUUUCAGAUCUGAUUGAAAAGUUGUUGCUCAGCAACAAAAAUGGGGGGCUUCUAUCAUUGAAGUGCAAAUCAAAGAAGUUAAGUGGAAUCAAGGAUCUUCAUGAUCCUAAUGUUAUUGGGUUAAGUGGAAUCAAGGAUCUUCAUGAUCCUAAUGGUAUUGGGUUUCAUAGUAAAAAUAAGGGAAACGAGAGCACAUCGGAUUUGAGGAGUCUUCUGAUUCUUUGUGCACAAGCUGUCUCUGCUAAUGACUUCAAGACCGCUCGUGGACUGCUAAAGCAAAUCAGACAAGAUUCAUCUCCCUCCAGCGAUGGUUCUCGAAGGGCAGCCCAUUACUUUGCCAAUGGGCUGGAAGCACGCCUUGCCGGCAGUGCCGGUAGAAGUCAAGCUUUUUAUUAUUCAGUUAUCCAGAAGAGAUCGGUAGCUGAUAAGGUGAAAGCAUACCAACUUCAUUAUUCAGCCUGUCCAAGCUCGAAAUUCCAAAUCCUCUUCUCAAACUACGUGAUUUUGAAAGCAGCAGAUACAGAAAAAGUGCUUCAUAUUAUUGACUUCGGUAUUAAUUUUGGUUAUCAAUGGCCAAUCCUUAUCCAAGAGCUCUCGAACAGAACCGGAGGGGUUCCAAAGCUGCGAAUCACAGGAAUAGAGUUUCCACAACCUGGAUUUCGUCCCGCCGAAAGAAUUGAGGAAACAGGUUGCCGUUUGGCCAAGUACUGUGAGCGCUUUAAUGUGCCUUUCGAAUUCCAAGCGAUAGCAUCAGCAAGCUGGGAAUGUAUCCAAGUUGCAGAUCUCAAGAUUCGAAGCGACGAGUUUGUUGCCGUGAAUUGUCUUGCUCGAUUUGAGUAUCUCUAUGACGAGACAGUGGAGGUGAACUGUCAGCGAGAUAUGGUCUUAAACCUCAUCAGGAGCAUGAAACCUCAUGUCUUUAUUCAUGGUAUAAAAAACGGAUCGUACAACUCGCCCUUUUUCGCAACAAGAUUCCGGGAGGCUCUUUUUCACCUCUCUACAACUUUUGAUAUAUUUGACAGUACCAUAGCUCGUGAUAAUGCGCAGAGGUUGGUCCUGGAGAGAGAUUUCCUCGGGCGAGGGAUUAUGAAUAUUGUGGCAUGUGAAGGUAUGGAGAGGGUGGAGAGGCCGGAAACAUAUAAGCAGUGGCAAGUUCGUCUUACCAGGGUUGGUUUCGAGCAGCUUCCUCUGGAUCAAGAAUUCAUAAAGAAGGCUAGGGCUAAGUUGAGUGCAGAUUAUCACAAGGAUUUCAUGCUUGAUGAAGAAAACAACUGGGUGCUGCUCGGUUGGAGGGGCCGGAUAAUUUCCGGCUGCGCCUGUUGGUUAUCAGCAUAGUUUAUUUUGAAAGCAUAGUUUCUACUAUAUUAAGCCACGAUGAGAUAUAUUCUUCCUGCAUUGCCUGGUGAUAAUCAUGUGCGAGAGACACUGAGAUCAUAAGAAGAAGCCAACACAAUAUAGGCAAGUUGUUUAUAGAUAAAGUAUAAAUGCUGUAAAUCAUCUCAACAGAAGAUGCCACAGGAGAAGGAUCUCAGCCCAAUGCAGUUUUAGGCAGAUUUAUGAUAGAUAAAACUGAUUUAGAAGGAGGAUGUCAAUAAAAAAGUAGGGGUUCUUGUGUGGAAGACAACUUCAUAAGUUCCUGUUAUACAUGUAUGCAGUGCCAACUCCAUAAGUUCAGAUCUUGCAGAGGCAUAGAACCUUCUUGCUUGUGGGUUGGGCUAAAGAAGUUUGAUGCGGAAUGUUGCUUUACUUCUAUGAAUAAA